AUGCCUAACAGGAAGGCAGGAGCUGAUUCACGGGACUCUGUGUUCUGUGUGAGACUGAAACAGAAGCAGCUGUUUGUAGGAGGAUCCUUGUGCAUCAGCACCUGUGCAGGCAGCUGUGAGCAGGCCGUCCUGCCUGUGUCUGUAUGGGUGGGAAUGGCAGCAUCAGCUGUUGGUGGGAAUCACUUACACACAACAUGGAAACACAUUGUGAUCAUUGUUACAACGCUCCUGUUCUUAAGUGCUCCUUCAGUAUGUGCACAGUGUCGAAUCUUGCGAUGCAACUCCGAUUUCGUGGCUGCGACUAUUGAAAUAGGUGUCAUUGGAGGAGGGGGUAAGGAUGGAGCUAAUGCUGUCUACUGCAGCGCCCUGAGGUCCUACGCGCUCUGCACCCAGCGGACGGCCCGAGCGUGCCGUGGAGACCUGGCCUACCACUCUGCUGUGCAGGGCAUCGAGGACCUGCUCAUCCAACACCGCUGCCCCAAAACAGGCCCCACGGCUCAGCCGCGGCCCCUGCCCCAGGCCCCUCUCUCAAGGGAUGGAUGCUUCUAUGAGAAGGGGUUUAUGCAGAGGGAGGGCCGGGCUCCAGAGUACCUGCACUGUGGGGUGUUUGGAGACCCUCAUAUCCGCACCUUUAAUGAAGAGUUCCAGACGUGUGCUGUGCAGGGCGCCUGGCCUCUCAUAGACAACCAGUACCUGUACAUCCAGGCCACCAGCACACCCACUAGAGGGAGCUCUUACACUACCAUACUCACAAAGGUGUGGACACCUUUAUCCUCUUGGAUAAGUCUCACAUAAUUAAUAUAACAGUCACCUUAUAGUUUAUUAAGUAAUAAUAUGUAUUUGUAUAGUAAUAAUAAUUACUAUUUCUCAGAAAUGAGUGGUAUGUUACUUAUUUUAAAUAGAAAACUGGGUGGACUUCAUUG
Sinocyclocheilus grahami is the source of this 923-nucleotide messenger RNA. Its product is annotated as hemojuvelin BMP co-receptor. The transcript is spliced from 3 exons. Gene Ontology annotation, biological process: BMP signaling pathway. Gene Ontology annotation, cellular component: plasma membrane. The coding region runs from base 1 to 795 and encodes 264 amino acids. Lineage: Eukaryota; Metazoa; Chordata; Actinopteri; Cypriniformes; Cyprinidae. Gene Ontology annotation, molecular function: coreceptor activity. The record is from RefSeq and is a predicted model, not a curated record.